GUACAUACCGUGUUUGUAAAUAUUUAAAUUCAUUCAAAACCGGAUUUUGGGACUUUAGCCAUACUAAAGCGAUAACGCCGAUCUAUUUCGAUAAAAGUUUGUACGGAAGGCGUAUACAUAGAUAUCUGAACAAAUGAUCUCCCCAUGGCGGGAAAACUUUCACGAGAACAGAAGGGUCAACUUGAGGAUUGGAUUGGACAGGGUCCGAAGACCUUCCGCUUGUUGUACGCUAUCACACGAGAUGGUUGCUCGGCGCAGACCUUCCACACAAAAUGUGACAAACAAGGACCUACUGUGACUGUACUGUAUAAUCCCUCGGGGUCGGUGUUCGGGGGAUACACCUCAACGGAUUGGGAUCAAAAUAUGAAUGGUCACAGCAGUGAUACAGCUGCAUUUUUGUUUCAACUAACAUUCUCUGGAAAGAAAACAGUAAAAAUAUUCUGCGUUAAAGAUGCCACCCAAAGUAUCUUUAAUAGGGCAAAUUUAGGACCCUUAUUUGGUUCAAAUGAUCUUUACCCAUUCUGCAAUACCGUUCAAGAAUCAGAAGGUGUUUUUAAACUGAACGGAAACAACUCUUUUUCUGUGUGCUAUAAGAUGGAUGGAGUAUCAUCGUGGGCAGAGAUUAACAACGGAAACUCGGUCGUCAAUGAGCUUGAAGUGUAUCAACUUACAGAAGGAAGGGAGCCAGACGUACAACUGGAGAAAAGCUGGCGAACUGUUCCUGACCUGACCACCAAGACACUUUCUGAACUUACUACAGCAAUUCAGAGCCAAAAAAGUCCAGGAAAAGCAAAAAUGGUCGGCUACAGGCUGACACUGAUUGGACCUGUUGGUUCCGGCAAGUCAAGUUUCUGUAACACGAUAAUGACCGCAUUCCAGGGCCGGGUUAGUCACAGGGCCGCCUGUGGGAAAGAGGAUACAAGCGUCACAAAUACGUAUCACCCAUACACGGUUAAGACGGAGGCUUGUUGCUCUCUGAGUUUCAAGCUGUGUGACACACGAGGAAUAUCAGACAAGGCAUGCCUGGAUUUGACUGAGUACAAGCACCUUGUAGAAGGACAUAUACCAGAAUAUUAUGAGUUUAAUCCCGAAGUCGAGUUAUCACUGGACGAUGCGCGUUUUGUCGUGCGUCCCAACCUUGAAGACAAGACCCACUGCGUGGUUUUCGUGCUGGACGCUUCGUCCCUUGACAGUCUGUCCGCUGAAAUACUGCAGAAGCUUCGUGCCUUGAAAAUGUUCUGUAUCAGGAAAGGCGUAUCCCAAGCAAUCCUCCUGACUCACAUUGAACUGAUAGACCCUGAAGUUGGCGGGGAUUUGGCAACAGUCUUCAAGAGCGCCCAAGUUGCAGAGAGUGUUAAAAAAGUAUCAGAUCUCCUCGGACUUCCGCGAAACUCCAUCCAUCCCGUAAAGAACUAUGAAUGUGAAGUCGCCACCGAUAAGAAGAUCAACUGUCUGGCUCUGCUCGCUCUUCAACAAAUUAUUUAUGCUGCCGAGGAUGGAGUUGAAAACUUGUUGAUGAAGAGAGAGUCCACCAGUAGCAAACCUGACAGAGAUCUAGUGGAGCUUUGCGGCUCCGAAUGUGUGGACGACUCUUCAAAGUAGAUGAACUUCAUGUUGAAAAUCAAUCCAGGGGACUGUACCCCGGCGAUUUGAUGGACCUUUUCGUUGGUGAUUUGUCCAAACCAUUUAAAUUUGUAAGGACCACUUGUCCAAGUGACUGAAAUUUGUGUGGACGACUUAUCCAAGUUACUGAAUUUUAUAACUCAUUAAGAAUUGAGCACCUCGUAGGGUAAACAUUACCAAACAGAUACUUAAUGAUAAGAUAAAAAUGUGUAUUACUUGUUGUCGUUUUCAAUGAAUAAACUUUAAAAAGAA
Mya arenaria is the source of this 1875-nucleotide messenger RNA. Its product is annotated as interferon-induced protein 44-like. NCBI's taxonomy places the organism in Eukaryota, Metazoa, Mollusca, Bivalvia, Myida, Myidae. The record is from RefSeq and is a predicted model, not a curated record. Bases 145 to 1602 code for a protein of 485 amino acids. The transcript is spliced from 7 exons.